ACCCCUUUGCAGACGUCACAGCGCUGGGCGGUGUACUUCCUGGUUACUUGGCGCUGCAUGUUGUGGUUGUUGCUGUACAUUUGAUUUAUUUCCCUCACGGAAUGGUACAGUACCGUCUGCGACCAGACCUGAUCGGCCGACUUCGUGUUACGCUCACUCUCCUCGGACUGCCGUAUACCUUCUGUACCUCCGCUGUUGGACCAGCUGUCUCCUGCUCACUGUCCCAUCCUUUGACCAGAACCAGUCAUACCACCAGACCCAUCAGUACCAGUUGCUGUAACCACUUCGUGACUAGUGUGUGGACGAUGCCAUCCUCAGCGGCGCCUCAUGUUCAGUCUAGAUGUCCCGUGUAUCCAGGGUCCAAAAUCAAGCGUUUUCCCGUGCCUGAUGACAAGGUGCACUGGAGCCAGGACUGGCCGCAAUAUAAUCCAGUCAGCUACACUGACCCAGCAGUAUUAAGGAAGCCAGCAUGGGCGGAUCCUGAUAUUGGCUCCUUCUCUCCACAGUUCAACACUGUGGAUGGUGCUGUGGACCGGACGAGCUUUGACGGCAACUACAAAACGGAAAAGGGAAAGCCCCUAAAUCCUCAUGGACGCACAGGGUUGACUGGCAGAGGUUUGCUGGGAAGAUGGGGACCCAAUCACGCAGCAGAUCCCAUCGUCAGCAGAUGGAAAGUAGAUGCGCAAAGAGCAAAGAUGCAUCACUCAGUUUCCAAGCUGCCUAUCCUGCAGUUUGUGUCCAUCAAGAGGAGAGACUGUGGGGAGUGGGCCAUUCCUGGGGGGAUGGUAGAUCCAGGGGAGCACGUCUCUCUCACGCUGCAGCGGGAGUUCUCGGAAGAAGCAUUGAACUCGUUGGCAGUCCCGCCAUCAGAGAGAGCAAAAAUCCAUGAACGCAUCACCAAACUCUUCAAAUCGACAGGGUUUCAGGUCUUUAAAGGCUAUGUGGAUGAUCCUAGAAACACUGACAAUGCUUGGAUGGAGACCGUCGCUGUCAACUACCAUGAUGAAUCAGGCGACAGUGUGAGCGAGCUGCCGCUGCAAGCUGGCGAUGACGCAGGACAGGUCCAGUGGGUUGAUGUUGACUCGUCCUUCCCGCUCUAUGCGAGUCAUUCCGAUUUCCUGAAGCUGGUUGCCAAAGAGAGGAAGGCCCACUGGUAACUAGGGACGAAAGACUCUAUUCUGACAUGACGAUGAAGGAAACAUUAAGAGCCACAUUGCUCUCUGUUUACUGACAGUGCACUUAACCAAUGUGAUUCUUCCCUCACUAAUUUAAACAUAAUAAUCGUAGUUGUAAUUAUGAAAGCCUUAUAUGCACCUAGUUUGACACUUGUACGCAUGUCCUCUGUACAACAUACAGCAAUAUGACGUUUUAGACUGAUAAAGAAGAACUUAUGAAGUGAAUGAACUAACAGGUUGAAAGCUUGGCUGCAGUUUUCAUGAAUAGAGCUUUUGACUCACUGCUUGGACAAAGCUCAACAUGAGACCAUUUUAUAGUCUUGUGUUGAGCUUUGUCCAAGACGCUGCUGAAUGGCACACCACGUUAUUUUUGCUGGCAGAAAUUAUGCUAAUGUAUUCAAUGUUAACAAGAUCACAUUAACCCACCGUGAUCAUGUGAGAACAAACACAAUGAGCGGCUGAUUAUAACACGUACUACAUUAAUUUAAGAGUGAAUGGGGGGAUGGGGGCUACCAAAAUGAAAAAGUGUAGACUCACUUUGAUCUUUAUAUGCGAGUAUAAUAUGAAGAUGUGCUGGAGCUUCCCACACAGCCCACUGAAUCAGAGCACAGACAGGCUGAAGCUAGAGGACGAACAUGUUUUCAAGUGGUAACAGACGGUGGAAGCAAAGGCCAUUUCACACUCAACAGCUUGCCUUACGAAACACAUCAGUACGUGUCAUCUCACUGCUGGGUAUACUUUGUGAUGAAGCCGGGAUGGAGGGUCUCACAUGAGAUAGUUUGUAUCUGUUAGGAUUCAGGAUGCAAACACUAACACAUGGAUGUUUCUGUCAUCAACGGACAACCAAGUUUAUAUUAGUUUUAAUAAUGAGAGAUAGCUGCAUAAUCCUGAUGUUCAUUACUUUGCAAUAACAAAGAGUCUUCUUCUUAAGAUGUGAUCUGAACCUUCAGUAUGCUAUCUCCACCAGGGACUUACUGGAAAGGGAGAUGAUUGUUGCUGUAAUUGGGUUUAUUGAGUAGAAACCUCAUACAAGAAAAACUUAGUUGAAUUAGGUUCACAACAGGUCUAGGGUGCGCCACAAAUCCUAUCAGCCUUUUUUAUUUAGCUGCGUGACGUGAAAUUCAUUUAUAUUAAGGUAUGAUACCAGCAGCUGUGUGUGGUGAGGAUCUACUGUUCCCAGUUCUCCCAGCUCCACUAGAGCAUUUACAGUAGGAGUACUAAUAUAAUUUAUUGUUGCAGGAAGGGAGAGUAUUUCCCAUCCACAUUUCCCCAGUCGUUCUGACAACCUGCCCGUCACAAAACCAUCUAACCUUUGCCUCCAGAGUUCUUAUUAAUGAGUGAUAUUGGCUUGUGAUUAUUGUAAGACAAAAAUGAGUAGAUGGUAGAAUGAGACAGCUUUGUCACUUGGAGAAGUGAAACAAAUUUGGUUUCAAUAUUAUGAUUGAUGUUAUACAUGCAGCUUUGCUGAUUGGAUUUGUCUCUGUGUGGUAUAAUGUGAAAAUGAACCCAGAGGUGUCCACUUACUAACCUUGCACUAAAUUUCUGUGAAAGUGUCUGACACCAAAGAGAUCUUGUGUUUUUUUCUUAUUCAUUAGACUUACUUGAAAUUGUAAAUGAUCAUAUAUUUUUGAGUGGAUUUGUGUAUUUUCUCAUACAGCAUGUGUAUUCAAAAAUGAUUACGCAAAGCUGUAGAUGUAUAAAGUACUACAAAACCAUUAAAAAUUAAAUGAUU
This is a messenger RNA of Dicentrarchus labrax (European seabass), 2907 nucleotides long. RefSeq names its product nudix (nucleoside diphosphate linked moiety X)-type motif 9 (gene nudt9). The transcript has 8 exons. The coding region runs from base 102 to 1157 and encodes 351 amino acids. NCBI's taxonomy places the organism in Eukaryota, Metazoa, Chordata, Actinopteri, Moronidae. The record is from RefSeq and is a predicted model, not a curated record. Gene Ontology annotation, molecular function: ADP-ribose diphosphatase activity.